GAUAUGGAAGAAGUUAUAAAAAAUACAAAAAAAAGUUCAAAGAAAAAACAACAAAAUGAAAAAGAAGAAACAAAUCAAAGUCAAGAUACGAUAACGAGCAAAGAACCCACGGAGACAAAAGAUCCAGUUCCAACCCCUUUAUUAGCACGAACGCAAGCCGAAAAACAAUUUCGUGAUUUUUAUAUGAAUCGAAUUACUAAAGCUUUUGGUGAAGAUUUAGAUAAAUUGAGAAAGAAGGAAGUAAAUCUUGAUUCCAAUAAAUUAGAGAUUUUAAUUAAUACGUUAGAAUCAGGAAUAAGUAUAUUUUCGGAUGUAGAAAAAGAAUUAGCUUUAUUAUCUUCGAGUGGAAAAUAA
Messenger RNA from Funneliformis mosseae, 354 nucleotides. The record is from the annotation of a GenBank genome assembly. NCBI's taxonomy places the organism in Eukaryota, Fungi, Glomeromycota, Glomeromycetes, Glomerales, Glomeraceae.